GCAUGAGCGCGAGGGAAAGAGUUGUAAACGCGAAGCGCGUGCUGGAAAAGCCGAGGCGUAGGGCUGAGAGCAGCGCGAGCACCGGAGAUCAGCAGGGGCAUCACUCGUCACAACAUCCAGCCUCUCAUCCGCCCUCUCUCCAUUUUGUCGUGGGUUUUUUCGUUUUUAUCGUUUAAGUGUGACUCGUGGUGAGCGACAGUACCCGAGUUCCGCAGCGAGGCUUUUGUUAGCCCGUGUUGGGGGCAGUUACUAUUGCCCCUCAGUGGGGGAGCGCGUUAUCAUCUUUCGGUUAACGUAUUUGGGAGGCAAAACCGCAGCCUCUCACCGCGUGUUCGUCCAAAAUCGAUUUUAGGUGUGUUGUAGCGUGAUUUCGGAUCUGGUUUGACCGGAUUAACUGGGAUUUUUUUAAAAAACAGCGUCGCGGCUCUUUGUGUGGCUUCAGCUUCGUGUCCCUCUUGCAAGCUACCCAAAGUUCCGCACUCCGAGCUCCAAAACAUGUGCUCCCGGGUGUGGUUCAUCACCGACCGGCGGAUCAGCCAGGAGUACCCGCAGGUCCAGAUCCUGCGAGCUCUGAAGGAGCGCUGCGCCGAGGACGAUGUUGAAUUCCGCUAUCUUCUAAUGGAUGAGAUCGUCCUGACCAUCACGGAUGGACAGCUCGGUCUGCGGGUAGGGCAGGAAAUCGUUACCUCAUACCCGCAAGUUGCCGUGGUGCGCGUUCCAACCCCAUGGGUCCAGUCGGACAGCGACAUCACCGUUCUGCGUCACAUGGAGAAGAUGGGCUGUCGUCUGGUCAACCGGCCUCAGGCCAUCCUCAACUGUGUCAACAAGUUCUGGACUUUCCAAGAGCUCGCUGGACAUGGAGUGCCUCUGCCAGAUACGUACUCCUACGGAGGACACGACAACUUCCGCAAGAUGAUCGAUGAAGCCGAGCCGCUGGGUUACCCCGUGGUGGUGAAGAACGCUCGUGGACACCGAGGUAAAGCUGUGUUCCUAGCCCGGGAUAAGCACCACCUGUCGGACCUGUGUCAUCUGAUUCGCCAUGACGCCCCGUACCUGUUUCAGGAGUAUGUCAAGGAGAGCCAUGGACGGGAUGUGCGAGUGGUUCUGGUCGGGGGGAGAGUGAUCGGAUCCAUGUUGCGCUGCUCUACCGACGGACGCAUGCAGAGCAACUGCUCACUGGGUGGUGUGGGAAUGAUGUGCCCCCUCAGUGAGCAGGGGAAGCAGCUGGCCGUGCAGGUGUGCAACAUUUUGGGAAUGGACGUCUGCGGAAUCGACCUGCUGCAGCUAAAUGACGGUUCCUUCGUGGUGUGCGAGGCCAACGCCAACGUUGGCUUUAUCGCGUUCGACCAGGCUUGCGGGAUGGACGUGGCGGGCAUCGUGGCCGACUACGCCCUCUCGCUCCUGCCGAGCCGCCUCAGCAGGAAGAUGUCGCUGCUCUCGGUGGUCUCCAGCACCAGCGAAACCAGCAGCGAACCCGAGGUGUGUAUCCAGACCGAGGUGAUCAUCCCCACAGAGGUGUGUAUUCCCAAUGAGAUCUGCCCACCCGGCGCCACAACCUGUGCUAUCACCGACGCCGUCUCCACCAUGAGCACAAGCUCCACCUCUAGCGAGAGCGAAGCGGAUCUAACCGAAACGGGGCCCGCCCCCGUCACCGCAGAUCCCGCCUACAAUAUCAACUCCCUUCUCGCGAGUGAGAUAAAACUGUUGACUGAGUGAGCUGGAAUUACAGCCACAAACACACUUGCACACACACAAACACACACAUACACAUCAAAGAGCGAAACAUACUGAAGUGGACAUUAUACGUACAGAUGCACAUGUGUAAUCAUACUAACCCUCCCUGUAAACCCCCAUCUGAGGCUGCUCCCCUGAUGUUUCUUCUCCAUUGACAGACUAUAGAGUUAUACAAGUGUACAGUGCAGUCGGAAGUGCACUAGAUAGUGUACACUCCAGCCUGGCUGUAGCGCACCAGCUUAAUAUGCGUUUGCCACUGUAAUUUGAGGGUGCAUGCACUGUAGAGUGGUUUUCCAAAUGUAACCUUUCAGCUCCCAUCAACUGGAUUCUGAUGUACAUACUGUGGGUUAGGGUACACAUAUACUGACAUACACUUGAGGACAUAUUAAAGUCUGUAUUAUAGAGAGAGAAUGAAUGCAUUUUGUCUGUUACAAACCUUGUGGUAAAGCCUGGCUGAAAGUAUAAUGCAUUGCAUGCGUGGGGUGAGAAUGAGGAAACCGAACGGACCUAAAUUUCAACUGCCCACCAGGAUACAAAGGCACAUACCUCCCUGCCCUCAAAAAGCCCACACAGACAGACACAUAGAGGGACAGCAAGAACAAAAACUGGAAAGCUGUGAAUAUUCUCAUCCAUCCCAACUCUUUUAAAAGCAUGAAUGAGUACGAGUUAUUUUAGUCUGUUGCGGUGGCUGCCUGUAGUAAAUGAAUUACUGCUGAUCAGACGAGCGUAAAGGUUUCAUUUGCUUUGCCUGUGUCGGUAAAAUUGAAUGACUGAUGUGGGACCCGUUUUGAAUUACCUUCCUUAAUGUGUAGUAAGCGAGGAUUCGGCACGUAGGAACUUAAUUCUCACAGGCAUCUUCUGUGAAUGAGGCGGCCAUUUUAGAAAUCCACCAUUUUGAACUGGUUAAAGCACUCUGUUUAUGGAUCAAUAGUAUGGAAGACUAGUAUAUACUUUAAAACUGAGCUUCUUUUUCCAAUGUUGUCUAUUCAAAUCUGCUAAUGACCACAUGCCAGUCUGCAUGUCUGCCACCCCGAAAGCAAUUCCCCACGUAUUAGAGGCUGAACAGUGAGUUGCAUAGAAGUAAAGCAAGUAGACUUUUAAAUACUAAUGUUUUUACCACAAGGGCUGAACGUUUUGCCAACACUAAGCGCUGACGAUGAAUAAGCUAUUUGUCUUCAACGAUUUGUUUGUACCGAAAUACUGCAACAAUAAAACUGAAGUGUCAACUCAGAUCGGUGCUACAGCUGCUCUUAAUUCAGCCCAGUGGUCUAAUGGCCAAUGAAAGAAAACCAGGAAUUGUAUUGAUUUUACAUUUAUUCGUCGCACUCAAACUUAUAUCUGUGCACCAUGCAUUUCUCACAAGUCUAAUUCUUUUAUUCAAAGUUGGAGUUCACUUCCAGAACAAAAAUUACAGAUAAUGUUCUCGCUCCCUUGUCAUCUGAGAUGCUUGUGUUUCUUCAGUUGAUAAGAAAUUGUUUCUUGAGGGGAAAAAAAAAAAAAUUUCAAUGUAGUAGAGUUCAAUGGUCCCCCCAAGUUUGAACUUCCAAAUGCAGUUUCAAAUGGCUCUACACGAUCCCAGCCGAGGAAGAAGGGUCUUAUCUAGCAAAACAAUCGGUCAUUUUCGAAACAAAAGGACAAUUUAUAUAGGUUUUAACCUCAAACGCUCGUUUGUCUAGGUCUGCAUUAAGUGUUUUUUUUUUUUUUUUUUUUGUUUUUUUUUCUCUCCCUGGGUCAAUACAGUUGGGGUAUAUCGAAAAACUCCCGUUUCGUUUUCUUCCCCAACUUCAAAAUCAGAAGUACCGACCCAGUGUUUACAAAGUGAACAUGCAAAGAACAUCAAAAGCCCUUUACCCAAAAAGGCUGAAACAGCGAUGUAGGAUGAUUUUGACAUUGAAGAAGAAAACGAGACGAGAGUUUUUCAACCCUAACUGUAUUAACCCCGAUUACACAGACGAGCAUUUGAGGUUAAAAAGUAUAGAAAUUGUCAAAAAAAGACAGAUCGUUUUGCUAGAUAAGACCCUUCUUCCUUGGCUGGGAUUGUUUAGAGCCAUUUGAAGCUGCAUUUAAACUGCAUUUUGGAAUUUCAAACUUGAGGGCACCAUAGACGUCCACUAUAAGGAGAGAAAUCCUGAUUUCUCAAGAAACAUAAUUUCUUAUCGACUGAAGAAAGAAAGACACGAACAUCUUAGAUGACAAGGGAGUGAGUAAAUUAUCUGUAGUUUUUUUGCUCUCGAAGUGAACUUCUCGUUUAAGCGACUCCGUAAAAACGUCCCUUUUUUCGAUCUGGUAGUGUCUCAAAUUCCUAAUUUCAGCACAUUCGCGUAAUGAAAUUCACAUCGAGUCUUAAGAAUUGCCUACAGCAGCAAAAGUGGACCAAGCUCACAAUUCAAACCAGCUCAGAAUGGUUUACAAUGUUAGACGUCAUAGAGUUUAGAUCAAUUACAUGUGAGUUCGGAUUUAGAUGAAAUAGUUUACAUUAAGAUGCAAUAUAGAUUUGAAAUUUCGAGUCGACUCAGGGAAGCAGCCUUGAUCAAAUUCCUCUCCUUGGAAACACAUUCAUGCUAGACAAGUCCUGCCUAUGUGUAACAAUAAACAAAAGGACAAAGCGUUAUAAAAUAUUAAGAAAUAGAUGCUGUGAGACCUGAUGGUUACAUGCACUCUUUUCUUGUUUGUUUUAUAAUAUUUAGUGUUCUGUUGUCUUGUUUUCCUAAUUUAUAAUUCUUUUUUUUUCUGAGAAAAAGAUAAAACUGGGUUCUAUGCGAUAAUCUUGCUUGGGAAAGAUUGAAGCGUGACGAAGGGUUUUGGUGUGAGUUUGACCGAACAGCCGUUGACCACCUGAGACGCGCACACACUCUUCUCACCACCCCCUCUCAAGCGUUGUGAUUUGCUGUCUUGUGUGUGUGAUGUGUUCCAUCAUUUCAUGCAACCAGAGACUUGCACCCUCCACCUCUUCCCACGCAAGAACAAGUGUCCCUGUAAACUCUGACACUUUUCGGUGUUUGCGAUAACGCACCAUAUGGUUGUCGAACUCUUACAAGCUCUGCCUCCACUAGGACACAACAGGACGUUUCUUCUCCCCUUAUGUUAAGUAUCAAACCUGUGUGACUCCAAAUUUUAAUGCAAAUUCAGAAUGGAGAGGUCAAACUCCCAUGAUGGCAUCUCAACUGAGAGCUAAAAUCUGCCAGUGGAAAACAUUGUCUAUAUGAAGUAUUGCUCAGUCUGAUUGAUAAGGUACCACUAUACCCCGCUGACUUGUGCAAGUUGGUAAUUAACUUAGCGUCACAUAACUAAAAAUGAAAAAACAACAGUUGCUGCUAAUGAACACUUAGCUCUCUGGUAUGGAAAAGGGAAAUGUUUUGAGACUCCAUGUGUUCAUUUCAUUGCCUAUUUUUUUUCUUUUUUUAGUGGGAACCUAAAUGCCAAAAACCAAGCAAUGUUGUAUAAUUUAAAACAAGAAAUUACUAGUGAUAGAACGCUAACAUUGAUGUUAUGUGUUAUUACGUAAUAAUACCAAUAAUACCAAUAAAGACAUUUUAAAAAUGUCCAGAACAUCAAA
Molecule: messenger RNA, 5290 nt
Organism: Labeo rohita (rohu)
Lineage: Eukaryota; Metazoa; Chordata; Actinopteri; Cypriniformes; Cyprinidae
Gene: rimkla
Product: ribosomal modification protein rimK-like family member A
Exons: 5
Coding region: 496-1716 (406 amino acids)
Biological process (GO): protein modification process
Cellular component (GO): cytoplasm
Molecular function (GO): ligase activity, forming carbon-nitrogen bonds; metal ion binding; ATP binding
Source: RefSeq, a predicted model, not a curated record